This is a messenger RNA of Notolabrus celidotus (New Zealand spotty), 2000 nucleotides long. Its product is annotated as homeodomain-interacting protein kinase 3-like. Gene Ontology annotation, biological process: positive regulation of transcription by RNA polymerase II; peptidyl-threonine phosphorylation; peptidyl-serine phosphorylation. Bases 199 to 1899 code for a protein of 566 amino acids. Gene Ontology annotation, molecular function: protein serine/threonine kinase activity; SMAD binding; protein tyrosine kinase activity. The record is from RefSeq and is a predicted model, not a curated record. The transcript is spliced from 9 exons. NCBI's taxonomy places the organism in Eukaryota, Metazoa, Chordata, Actinopteri, Labriformes, Labridae. Gene Ontology annotation, cellular component: PML body; nucleus; cytoplasm.
GCCUGUUAUAAAACAGUUGUGAGGUAAAGUCUAUAAACUGGACAGUUUGGUAGACUUGGGUCAGUUUACUCAUCAGCACUGAGAGGAAACACACACAUUUGAGAGGAAAGAGAUUUGAUUGAUUCUGAACUUAAAGAGAUUCACGCCUGAAGGUUCAUUCUCCACCUGUGAAAUAUCACACUAAGAACACCUGACAACAUGUCUGCAGGCACCGUCAGCACACCUGAGUUUCACACAGGUGACACUCUGCUCAGCAGCUCAGCUGUUUACUCCAUCAUGAAGUUCAUUGGUGAAGGGGUCUUUGGCAAAGUGGCCAAGUGUUGGAGACGGGACACCAAAGAGAUCGUGGUGGUCAAAAUCCUGAAGGAUGACCCUGAUUUGCCCCAGGACUCUGAGACUGAGGAGUCCAUCUUAAACCUGGUCUCUGUCCUGAACCCAGACACCCAUAACCUGGUGAGGUUCUUUGAGAAGUUCCAGUUCAUGGGACAGACGUGUUUAGCGUUCGAGAUGCUGGACAAGACUCUGUACGACCUGCUCCAGGAAAAUAACUGGAUGCCUCUUUCUCUGUCUGCCAUCCGGCCUAUCGCACAGCAGCUGCUGGUCGCGCUGGACGCCCUGAAGGGUCUGAAUAUCCUUCACAUGGAUAUCAAGCCGGACAAUGUGAUGCUCGUUCACGCGGACCUGCCCAUCAGGGUCAAACUAAUCGACUUUGGUUUAGCCAUUACAGCUGACCAGGUCCAGCGUGGGCUUGUGGUCCAGCCAAUUGGAUUCAGGGCUCCAGAGAUCUCCCUCGGUCUUCCCUACACUGAGGCGAUUGAUGUAUGGGGGGUCGGCUGCAUCCUGGCCUGCCUCUUCCUGGCUGACUACCUCUUCCCUGUGCAUUGUAAAUACCUAAUGAUGAAGUCCAUUGUGGAGAUUCUGGGUCAACCAGGGGACCAGCUGCUCCAAGCCGGGAUGUACACCCGGGGCUUCUUCAUUGAGGAGGAGGAGGCAGCAGCUGAAGGGUCAUCAUGGAGGUUUAUGACACCUGAAGAAUUCACAGCAGCCAAUAACAUCCAGCCAGAGGAGCCGGCCAUACACCCUAACUUCCCGAGCUCUCUGGACGCCCUAGUUUAUAUGUUUCUACCAGAGAGUGACGCUGAGCUGAACGACAGGGUGCUUUUUGUGGAUCUGCUGAAACGUCUGCUGCAUCUGGACGGGGAUCAGAGGAUGACCCCGAGUCAGGCUCUGCAGCACCCGUUUAUUACCAUGGCUGCCCUUGACUCUGGAUCAGAAUUUCUGAUCAACUCCAGAGACAUGAUGGGCAUCAGCCAAAAACCAGACCAGGAGUCAGGCUCUGGUUCCUCUGGUCUAUGUUCUGAUCCCUCUAAUGAUGAUCAACCCUCUUUGUCGUUGGUUGGAGACACAGACCUGGUGGCUGAAUACGAUGGUCUCUCUAAAGGAUCAUCAGAUGGACUAUCUGCCGUCCCCUCCUGUGGAGCAGGUUUAGCGUUCUGGCGGUCUGUAGGAAGACUAAAACUCCUCAGCUCUGAAGAAGAUGUCAGCUUGUCUGAUGGAGAAUUACCUCAGAUCCCCCAUGAACAAAAACCAGACUCUUACCCCUCAGAUGGAGGUCUACCUUCAGGCUCCCCCGAUGGUGAUUCUGCUUCUUUGUCCUCUGACGGAGGAGAACAAUCCGCUGAAGAUGCAGCGACUGCUGGCUCAUCUGAUGGAGGUGUACCUACGCCCCCUGGUGAUGAAGAUGAAGCCUACUUGUCUCCUGAAGGAGCAGCUCAAACAGACUCCUCUGCUGUGGCCUCAGCUUCCUCUGGACGCAUCAAAAAAAUGAGGAAGAGGAUAUGCAGAUUUUUCAGACGAGUGGGAGCCUCUCUUUGUUGUUGCUGCCGAACUGAGGAGUGAUCAGUGUUCAUCUUCUGAUCUACUGAUUAUAAAAAUGUGUUAAGUUUUAUUUGUGUUUACUCUGCUUCAUUUAAAAUAAAAAGUGCUGACUUGAACUGAAA